This is a messenger RNA of Anopheles stephensi (Asian malaria mosquito), 429 nucleotides long. Its product is annotated as larval cuticle protein A2B-like. NCBI's taxonomy places the organism in Eukaryota, Metazoa, Arthropoda, Insecta, Diptera, Culicidae. The transcript has a single exon. The coding region runs from base 1 to 429 and encodes 142 amino acids. Gene Ontology annotation, cellular component: extracellular matrix. The record is from RefSeq and is a predicted model, not a curated record.
AUGCCGGCCCACGUACAGGCAAGUGUCCUGCAGCGAUUGAUUCUGAUGCUGGUGAUGCUGUCGAUUGCUACGGCCGUACCGGCCGUUCGACCGGUCCCCUUUUCCAACGCCAUUACCGACACCAUCAAUCAGCCGCGAUCGAACGACGGGAAAACGGCACAUCACACACCCCGGUACGAGUUCGCGUACGGCGUGAAGGACCCAAUUACGGGCGAUCACAAAGAUCGGUGGGAAAAGCGGGACGGUGACCGGGUGCAGGGUGUGUACAUGCUGGAGGAAGCCGACGGGACGCAGCGCAUCGUGGAGUACGAGGCGGACGACGUGCAAGGCUUCCGGGCGAUCGUCACCAACGUGAAGCUACCCAAGGGCACCGGCCAGCAGCAAGAUCCGAUCGCACACAGCUACAGUAUGCUACAGGCGACCGCUUAG